AUGAAUGCAGCAAAUCAAACAGUAACAGAAUUUAUUUUUCUGGGAUUUUCUGGUGUUCUAUAUUUACGGCUUGCAUUAUUUGUGAUGUUUCUCACUGUAUAUCUGCUCUCCCUCAUGGGAAACACACUCAUCAUUUUCAUUGUUCUUAUGGAUUCGUCACUGCAGACACCGAUGUACAUUUUCUUAGGAAAUUUGUCCUUCUUAGAGAUCUGGUACACGACAGCCACAGUGCCUAAAUUGCUGGCCACCUGUCUCUCACAGGUUGUUACCAUCUCUGUUUCUGGUUGUAUAACCCAGUACUACUUUUUUUUCUCCAUGGGAGCUACAGAGUGCAUCCUGUUGGCAGUGAUGGCCUAUGAUCGGUAUGUGGCUAUAUGCAACCCUCUAAGAUACUCCUUCCUCAUGAGUCUUCAGGUAUGCCUGUGGUUUGCAGCUGGAUCUUGGAUUGGGGGCUUCAUUGCCCCUGUUCUACCUACUGUACUCAUAUCUUAUCUAAAUUUUUGUGACUCCCAAAAUAUCAAUCAUUUCUUUUGUGCCUCAGAACCAAUUUUUAAACUCUCCUGCUCAGAUACAUUCUUGGUGGAGGCCUUGGGCUACACAUGUACUGCUGUUGUGAUUCUAAGUUCUUUUCUUCUCACUAUGUCCUCCUAUGGACAUAUUGUGGUCACAAUAAUCAGGAUAUCUUCCCGGGAGACUCGGAAGAAAACUUUCUCCACCUGUGCCUCACACCUCACUGUGGUCACCAUCUAUUAUGGCACCAUUAUCUUUGCCUAUGUUCGCCCUCCAGCCAAGCACAACGAUACGAUGGGUAAAGUAGUCUCAGUGUUCUACUGUGUGGUUACCCCACUUUUAAACCCUCUUGUAUAUACCCUAAGAAACAAAGAUGUGAAGAAAGCUUUCAGAAAAGUUCUAGCAAGAAAAAGAUUUUUUUUGGCCAGACCUAUGCAGCAGAUUUGA
Molecule: messenger RNA, 957 nt
Organism: Hippopotamus amphibius kiboko
Lineage: Eukaryota; Metazoa; Chordata; Mammalia; Artiodactyla; Hippopotamidae
Product: olfactory receptor 5F1-like
Exons: 1
Coding region: 1-957 (318 amino acids)
Biological process (GO): G protein-coupled receptor signaling pathway
Cellular component (GO): membrane
Molecular function (GO): G protein-coupled receptor activity; olfactory receptor activity
Source: RefSeq, a predicted model, not a curated record